Messenger RNA from Coregonus sp. 'balchen', 2865 nucleotides. The record is from the annotation of a GenBank genome assembly. NCBI's taxonomy places the organism in Eukaryota, Metazoa, Chordata, Actinopteri, Salmoniformes, Salmonidae.
CGGAAGUGCAACAACAUAGGAAAUGAUUGCUUGCAACAUUAUGCUAUUUCAGGAAAGAUACAAUUGAACAGUUUAACGCGAAUAACAUUCUAAAGGAAACAAUCAAGGCUCACCACAUUGUUAAUCGGUGUCGAUGAAUGACGUAUACAUCUUGAGUUCGAGGGAAACGCAACAACCUUCAGUGUUUGGGGAUAUCACCAUGCGACAUGUUUUGUAGUAUUUAGGCUUCAUCGAUAGGGAUACGAAGACAUGGUGCUGUAUGUAAUUGAAUUCAAUUGAAUUUGAGAAUAAAUAUAAAGGUAAAAUAACGCUAACGUUUGCAUAUUUUUCCAGACCUCCCAUCUGCAUGCGCAGACUAGAAGCAGAAUUACUACCUUUGUGAUCAUUGCUGGUAACAAACAAGUUGGUGUUUUUGCACUUUCCGUCAUUUCGAAUGAACGACUGAAUUCACUUCAGUAAGAAAUAGGUCACACUGAAAGUGUCACCUAAAUUGGUCUUAAAAGAUCUGUUCAGAUCCGAUCAAUCUUAACCUUGUUCCUAAAACGACACAGAAAAGAACACAAGCAUGAGUUUCUUCAGUUUUGGCCAAAGUGCAGAAAUUGAUGUAGUUCUGACUGAUGCUGAGACGAGAAAGAAGGCUGAACAUAAGACUGAAGAUGGGAAGAAGGACAAAUAUUUCCUAUUUUAUGACGGGGAGACUGUGGCUGGAAAGGUCAACGUUACACUGAAGAACCCUGGGAAAAGACUGGAACAUCAAGGGAUCAAAAUCGAAUUUGUAGGCCAAAUUGGUGAGUGUUCUUCUUAGUUUAAUGCAGUGGCAUCUAUUCCAAACGAAUCAUAAUAAAUACAAUGGCCCCUUAUGUUGGACUUUUUGAUCAACAACAGUAGUGUCAUAUGUGCCAAUAGGCCUAGAUGCAUUCUUCUAUGAGAUAUUGAUUCUGUUGCGAUGUCUUUCUUUGAAUGUCUGAAGUGUAUACCUGUCCUUCCUUCACAGAGCUGUACUACGACAGGGGAAACCAUCAUGAGUUUGUCUCCCUGGUGAAAGAUCUGGCAAGGCCUGGUGAGCUUACUCAGUCACAGACCUUCGACUUUGAGUUCACCCAUGUUGAGAAGCCCUAUGAGUCCUACACAGGCCAGAAUGUGAAGCUAAGGUAAGGAAACAUGCAGCCUGAACAUUCUCUGCCAAAAUAACUAUUACUUUAUGGCUCACUCUUUAACCCGAGUUCCCCUUUGACCCGUCGGUCACAUGCCUAGCACUACUUCCUCAGCAAGAGUAAUGUUUGUGGGCUUCACAUGCUCACAUGUCUUGCAUUACACACACAAAUCAUGAUUACUGGUUAUGAUCAUGACCAUCUUCUUUUAUAGCCUCAGGAUGCAAUGAGGAUAUGUUGUUGGAUGACAUCUGUUGAGAUUAGAGGUUUGCUCAGUGUCUGUUGGUUGUACUUGCAGGUAUUUUCUGCGCGCUACGGUGAGCAGGAGACUGAAUGACAUCAGUAAAGAGAUGGAUAUCGUGGUGCACACACUCAGCACGUACCCAGAGCUCAACUCGUCAAUAAAAAUGGAAGUUGGGAUCGAAGACUGUCUCCACAUUGAGUUUGAGUACAACAAAUCCAAGUAAAACUGAAAGAGAUUAAUUUCUUCAAUACCCUCAAUCACCUCAAUGUUUUACUCAAUUUACAAAAUAACACCACUCCUAGUCACAGGAACAUGCAGAAAUCAUUGUAGCUUAGAACCUUUCCUUUGACUAAUUGUCUUUGUGGCAGAGCAGCCCUGUGACGAUCUCUCCUGUCUUCCACAGGUACCACCUGAAAGACGUCAUUGUGGGUAAGAUCUACUUCCUGCUGGUGCGGAUUAAGAUCAAGCACAUGGAGAUUGACAUCAUCAAACGGGAGACAACUGGCACCGGUCCUAGUGUAUACCAUGAAAAUGACACCAUUGCCAAAUAUGAGAUCAUGGAUGGAGCUCCUGUCCGAGGUAAAGGAUAUAGUGAAGUAGAUUGUAUGCUUUUGAAAAUGGCAAUGCUCAAACUACCUAUCAGGUCUGACUGAGUGUUUUAAUUAUGUUUAAGGAGAGUCAAUUCCAAUCCGGUUGUUUCUGGCUGGCUAUGAGAUGACCCCUACCAUGCGAGACAUCAAUAAGAAGUUCUCUGUGCGUUACUACCUUAACCUGGUGCUGAUUGAUGAGGAGGAGAGACGCUACUUCAAACAACAGGUACAGAACAGUAGCUUCUGAUGUUUAACUGUUAGCAGUGAUCCCAGAUGAAAUGGUGUGCCCUUAGAGGGAAUUUAUCAGGUGUCAGGUUCAACAUGGUGUAUCCACUGUUCACUGUGCUGCACAUUAUAUAUUGCAUUCCUAUCUAGCAGUAAAUGUGUCCCUAUGGAAAUGCUUUAGUGAUUAAGACAAUGAGCUCAUGACCACUUCCUUCUCCACCAGGAAAUCACACUGUGGAGGAAAGGGGAUGUGGUGAGGAAGAGCAUGUCGACCCAGGCCACCAUCGGAGCCCAGCGGUUCGAGGGCUCAGCCAGUUCGGAGAGUGCUCUGGAGAAGGCGGCGAGGGAGGACAGCGGCUAAAGCUGCCUCCACUCAUUCUCCUCACAAAGACUGGCAGUGUCUGCGGAAAAGUAGUGGGGGGCACCUGUCAGCUCACAUGAUCACUGAUAAAGUAGCCCUCUGUUUAUUAGGGCUGCUGAAUAAAGGGAUAAAGGAAGGAUGAAGGGAAGUGAAAAAGAAGCCUGCAUGAGGCAUUACAGGGGCCUAAAAUUCCGCUGCAGGUCAACUCCCUCAUCAUCAACACACAUAUCCAGUGAAAGUAAAGCCGGCCACUUGAUACCUUAAAAAUUGAAUAUUAUAAACUGGGUGGUUCGA